Molecule: messenger RNA, 2823 nt
Organism: Crotalus tigris (Tiger rattlesnake)
Lineage: Eukaryota; Metazoa; Chordata; Lepidosauria; Squamata; Viperidae
Product: zinc finger protein 850-like
Exons: 1
Coding region: 419-2725 (768 amino acids)
Biological process (GO): regulation of transcription by RNA polymerase II; central nervous system development
Cellular component (GO): nucleus
Molecular function (GO): DNA-binding transcription factor activity, RNA polymerase II-specific; RNA polymerase II cis-regulatory region sequence-specific DNA binding
Source: RefSeq, a predicted model, not a curated record
GAGCAGAGUCGUACAGGCCUCGCACUGUGAGGAAGAGAACGACUUGAAUGAAAAUACCACUAAACAAGGGAUUAUCCAUACUUUUGACUUUCUCAAGAAUAUCAGCUGUGGAAAAGCUCCAUAGUUGUGUCUAUUGUUAGAAAAGCAUAGAUUGCAAAUCACAACUGAUUAUGCACAAGAGGAGCCACACAGGAUAAAAACCAUACAAAUCAUCUGAUUUUGGCAAAAGCUUUAGUCAGAACAGCUCCCUUGUGGUUCAUGGAAAGAGCUACACAAGAGAAAAGCCAUAAAAGCACUCCUAGUGCAGUAAAUGCUUUAGUGAGCAUGGCAACGUGGUGAUACAUCAGAGGAUUCAUAGCAGAGAGAAAACGUAUGACUGUACUGAUUGUGUGAAAGUUUCAUUAGAAAUUCCCAUGUCAUGAGGCACCAUAGGUCAUACACAGAAGAGAAACACUUUGAAUGUCCUCAUUGUGGGAAAAGUUUCAAUAGAAAUUCCCAUCUGGUGAGACACCAGAGGACUCACACAGGAGAGAAACCCUAUGAAUGUCCUGAUUGUGGGAAACGUUUCAGUGAGAAUUCCAAGCUUGUGAUCCACCAGAGGACUCACACAGGAGAGAAACCCUUUGAAUGUAUUUAUUGUGGGAAAAGUUUCAGUCGCAAUUCCACCCUGGUGAUACACCAGAGGACUCACACAGGAGAGAAACCCUUUGAAUGUCCUGAUUGUGGGAAAGGUUUCAGUUGGAAUUCCCACCUAGUGAGACACCAGAGGACUCACACAGGAGAGAAACCUUUUGAAUGUCCUGAUUGUGGGAAAAGUUUCUGUUGCAAUUCCCACCUAGUGAUGCACCAGAGGACUCACACAGGAGACAAACCCUUUCAAUGUAUUUAUUGUGGGAAAAGUUUCAGUCGCAAUUCCAGCCUGGUGAUACACCAGAGGACUCACACAGGAGAGAAACCCUUUGAAUGUCUUGAUUGUGGAAAAAGUUUCAGUUGCAAUUCUAGCCUGGUGAUACACAAGAGGAAUCACACAGGAGAGAAACCCUUUGAAUGUCCUGAUUGUGGGAAAAGUUUCAGUCGUGAUUCUUCUCUGGUGAAUCACCAGAGUACACACAGAGGAGAGAAACCCUUUGAAUGUCCUGUUUGUGGGAAAAGUUUCAGUCAGAAUUCCAGCCUUGUGAACCACCAGAGGACUCACACAGGAGAGAAACCCUUUGAAUGUCCUGUUUGUGGGAAAGGUUUCAGUCAGCAUUCCAGCCUUGUGAACCACCAGAGGACUCACACAGGAGAGAAACCCUUUGAAUGUCCUGAUUGUAGGAAAAGUUUCAGUCACAAUUCCCACUUGGUGACUCACCAGAGGACUCACACAGGAGAGAAACCGUUUGAAUGUCCUGAUUGUGGGAAAAGUUUCAGUCAGAGUUCCAGCCUUGUAAUACACCAGACGAUUCACACAGGAGAGAAACUCUUUGAAUGUCCUGAUUGUGGAAAAAGUUUCAGUUGUUAUUCCUACCUGGUGACACACCAGAGGACUCACACAGGAAAGAAACCGUUUGAAUGUCUUGAUUGUGGGAAACGUUUCAGUGAGAAUUCCAAGCUUGUGAUCCACCAGAGGACUCACACAGGAGAGAAACCCUUUGAAUGUAUUUAUUGUGGGAAAAGUUUCAGUCGCAAUUCCACCCUGGUGAUACACCAGAGGACUCACACAGGAGAGAAACCCUUUGAAUGUCCUGAUUGUGGGAAAGGUUUCAGUUGGAAUUCCCACCUAGUGAGACACCAGAGGACUCACACAGGAGAGAAACCUUUUGAAUGUCCUGAUUGUGGGAAAAGUUUCUUUUGCAAUUCCCACCUAGUGAUGCACCAGAGGACUCACACAGGAGACAAACCCUUUCAAUGUAUUUAUUGUGGGAAAAGUUUCAGUCGCAAUUCCAGCCUGGUGAUACACCAGAGGACUCACACAGGAGAGAAACCCUUUGAAUGUCUUGAUUGUGGAAAAAGUUUCAGUCGCAAUUCUAGCCUGGUGAUACACAAGAGGAAUCACACAGGAGAGAAACCCUUUGAAUGUCCUGUUUGUGGGAAAAGUUUCAGUCAGAAUUCCAGCCUUGUGAACCACCAGAGGACUCACACAGGAGAGAAACCCUUUGAAUGUCCUGAUUGUAGGAAAAGUUUCAGUCACAAUUCCCACUUGGUGACCCACCAGAGGACUCACACAGGAGAGAAACCGUUUGAAUGUCCUGAUUGUGGGAAAAGUUUCAGUCAGAAUUCCAGCCUUGUAAUACACCAGACGAUUCACACAGGAGAGAAACCCUUUGAAUGUCCUGAUUGUGGAAAAAGUUUCAGUUGUUAUUCCUACCUGGUGACACACCAGAGGACUCACACAGGAAAGAAACCGUUUGAAUGUCUUGAUUGUGGGAAACGUUUCAGUGAGGAUUCCAGCAUUGUGGUACACCAGAGGACUCAUACAGGAGAGAAACCCUUUGAAUGUAUUUAUUGUGGGAAAAGUUUCAGUCGCAAUUCCAGCCUGAUGAUACACCAGAGGACUCACACAGGAGAGAAACCCUUUGAAUGUAUUUAUUGUGGGAAAAGUUUCAGUCACAAUUCCAGACUGGUGUCCCACCACAGGACUCACACAGGAGAGAAACCCUUUGAAUCUCCUGAUUGUGGGAAAAGUUUCAGUGAGAAUUCCAGCAUUGUGGUACACCAGAGGACACACAGGAGAAAAACCUUUUGAAUGUCCUGUUGUGGGAAAAGUGUCAGUCAGAAUUCCAGCCUUGUGAACCACCAGAGUACUCACACAGGAGAGAAACCCUUUGAAUGUCCUGAUUGUAG